This is a messenger RNA of Knipowitschia caucasica, 939 nucleotides long. NCBI's taxonomy places the organism in Eukaryota, Metazoa, Chordata, Actinopteri, Gobiiformes, Gobiidae. The record is from the annotation of a GenBank genome assembly.
AUGACAAUUGACAUUGACAAUUGGGUUGGAGAAUGUGACAAGUGUCAACGGAAAGGAAAGCCGUUGGCAGUUGUUUUGCCCCUUGAAAACAUAAAGGGACGGGAGUUUGUAAAUGAGCUCAACAAUGAACUCUGCACCCUCCUACAUAUUGAGCGCAGUGUCACAGCUGCAUAUCACCCCCAAACAAAUGGUCUGGAUGAGAAGACAAAUCAUAACAUAAAGCAGGCGCUCACAACGCUUGUAAAUGACAGACAGAACAAUUGGGACACGUACUUGAAGGGAGUUUUGUUCGCGUUGCGAUCGAAAGUCCAUACAUCCGCAAAGCAGACUCCCUUUCGCCUGCUGUAUGGAAGGGAGGCCGUUUUUCCUGCUGAACUACCUGUGCAUGUGCCGCUGUCCAUAACACUCCCAGAGGAAGCAACAUACAAUGCGUGUAUUGAAGGCAGAGAAGAGGAAAUGAAGACGACACACUCCAAAGCAGAACAAAAAAUGGCUCAGGCACAUGAAAAGCAGAGGCUUGCCUAUGCAAAAAAAACCUUAAAGAAAUAUAGAGCAGUGUCGUAUAGCAUUGGACAGGAAGUGCUUCUGUUCAACAUGAGGAAGAAGGGAAGAAAGGGGGGACGGAUUGAGCCAGACUUCAGUGGACCGUACACCAUUGAGGCAAUUAAUGGCAAACUUGCCACACUGGCCAAUUUGAAAGGUGUCACUUUAAACUCAAAAUACAGUUUAGAUCACCUCAAGCCUUAUAAACAAAGAAGGCCAAAAUCAGACUACUCUACCAACAAAAGUCGAAUCACUAUUGAUGGCAAGCUGAGCCCAGACAAGAACUACUGCUGCAAGUACCCCAUCAAUGCGCUUGUUAAGCUGGGGAAAGAGUCAGAAGAGACGCAGAGGCUUAAUAUUUUAUCUGUGGUGGAGAUGUCUGCGGUGCUGGGCUGA